Molecule: messenger RNA, 4807 nt
Organism: Ixodes scapularis (black-legged tick)
Lineage: Eukaryota; Metazoa; Arthropoda; Arachnida; Ixodida; Ixodidae
Product: mucin-5AC
Exons: 13
Coding region: 1-4179 (1392 amino acids)
Source: RefSeq, a predicted model, not a curated record
AUGCGUUUAGGUGCGAGAAAGCAGGCCGACGGAACGGCGUCGGCGGCGUCGGCGGGCAGGCGUGGCCGGUCUCUGAGCGCAGCGACAGAGCGUCCGGGUCUCUGCGGUCCCGCGUUGGACCACACCGCCCAGAAGGACAGGGGACUGCUGGCAUUAAGGGGAUCGCUCAGCCGUCGCCGAAGACCCACCAGGAGCAGCCUGCACGCGCUGCUCGCGGCCGUGCACUGGACGCCGACGCCCGCCACGCCCUCUGGUCCCGAAGUCGCUCAAGGACCUCAGGACCCCUCAGCCGCCCUCGCUGCUGACGACACUGCCGCUGGAGCAGACCGCCGUCCGACGACAGUUGGCACCGCCGUCGACACAGUCGUACCGGCGCCCGAACGACACGACACUCCGAAGCCGUUCUCCGAGCGAGACUCCGAGCCGGCGCGAUUCAUCCACGACGCGACGCCCCCGAGCUCCGAGGCCGAGGUUCCCGGCGCUGACAUCGACGACGACGUCGCGUCCAAGACGGGCUCAAGGGGGCGCCGGGCCAGCCUCGACUCCGGCUGCAGCCUCGACAUGUCCUGCUCGUCGGGCUCGGGCACCCCAGACCCUCCGUCGUCCACGCCCACCGUGACGCCGCCGCCGGAGUUCGCCGACACCCCGAUCGCCGAGCGACGGCGCCGGUCGCGUCGCCGCACCGCCACCGACGCCAUCGUCGCACCCGCCGUCUUCCCUCCGACCAAGACGCAGAUCGCCACGAUGGCCCCGACGCCCCGAGGCUUUCCUCCGCGCAGCCCCCAGGGACCGCCGGUGUCUCCGGCCAAGAAACCAUCCGGCAUCCCGAGGCCCCGCACCCCGGACGCCCCCGCCGCCCCCUCGAAGACGUCGGCCCCUUCGGACUUCAGGGUCAACUUCAGGAUCGUGCCGCGAGGAGAACCCAGGGGACGAGGGACGGCGCAGCAGUCGAAGCCAGCAGCAGCGAGUUCACACGGCGUGUCCCGCUCGGAGAGCUGUCGGACUGCUAGGGUACACGGCGCGGGCCGUGGCGGGGUCGGCGGCGGUGUCCUCCCGACGUCGUCGCUCUCAUGGGACCGGAAGAUGUUGACGUCCCCCUCGGACCGCUACCUGGACGACGCCGAGCGAAGGUGCCGGUCCCUGUCCCGCUCCGGGAGGCCGCCCUCGGAGCACCAGGUGGACCCCGAGUGGCUGGAGAUCGCGCGCCGCAGGAAGGCCGCCGGCGUGGACUGGGAAAAUCUGGAGGCCAAGAUGAAGGAGCCGCAGAGCAUCUCGUGUAGCAAUUUGUCCGAGAGCCACAUGCUGGGCAGGGUCUCGUCGCUGGCCUCGGCGGACCGCCUGGGGCUCCGCCUGGUGCGCUCGGCCAGCGCACUCUACCCGCGCAUCAAGAUGUCCCGCUACGAGCGCCGCCUCAGGAGGGACAACCGGAACCCAUCACCGGACCGGCGCCGUUCGUCGGACGAGUUCUGCGUGGUGUCUUCGGACGGCACGUCCCCGGCCGCCAGCAGCUCGACAGAGGACGAGAAGCCGAGCUUCCUGAACGUCCAGCUGCGGCACGUGGAGCGGGCGCCUCCUCUAAACGUGGUCUUCCAGACGUCGGGCUCCAGGGCCGAGGCGCCGCCGGCGUCGCCUAGUCUCACCUGGAAGAGUCACCGGGAAGUGGCUGAGCCCAGGACGUUGCCGCCGCCCAGGAGUCAGACCGCCAGAGGCAGGAGUGUAUCGGAGACAAUAGGACCAGCUGAGUUCCUGCUGCCGAAACCCGUGGAACUUAUUGAAUCCACUCCUUCCAAAACUACCGACCGUUCUGCAGAUAUCAAACGGCGAGUUGUCAAGAACGAAAGCUUCUCAGAAGUGCAGAGAAAAGCUGGCAGGACGCAGCUGAAGCGUAGCGCCAGCGUUCAGAUGAGGACCGGCGGCACAACUUCGGCGGCGGCAGGGACCCACGCUCCGUCGCCGUGGCCUCCCGUCGACGGACUGUCCAGCGCAGAGGACCUCCCGUCCUGGAUCCGCGAGGCCGAACGCAAGAGAAACUGCGAUAAAUCUCUUUCGCAAGCUUCCGACGGCAGAGCCACUUACCUUUCGAGCGAGUGCCUGCACCAGCCGACUUCGGAAAGCGAAGUGCCGGAUUGGCUGAAGGAAAUACGACGCAAAAGGGAGGAAGACGCCAGGCUGAGGCUGUCGAAGAGUUCAGACGACAUUCUGAACGAGGCAAACGUUAUCGACAGUGCGACGCCAUUGGUUCGUCCUGGAAGCCCAGCAGAGAUUACCGCAGAUUCUCCGCGUCCGGUCGAGCCAUCAGAGGAAGAAAAGGAAAUGCAGAACACGGGUCUUCCAACACCGCCGCCAAUGCCUCCCAGCGAUUUCUGGAAGAAGCCUAGCCAAGAGCGCUGGUCCAAGCCGGACGCAGCUAGGCGCACCAGAGCCAUUCCCGUCCUUACCCCAACUUGCCACAGAGAUCACGGAACCCAGACUGCAACACCAGAUGCUGUCGCUCCUGUGCUGACUCAGGCUUCUGUCGUGCACCAUAUGACGCCCGUGACUUACACGCACCAGUUCGUGUCGUCGGGUCCAAGCCCAGUGCUUCUCCUUCCCCAUGUGGAUGACACGCCGCUUCAACCCAGGCCCUUUUACGCGAUGCCAGUCUGCCAGCCGGUGUUCGCUCGCACAGCCGUGACUUCUGGGGCUACUCCUCUCUAUCCCAAUACGACGUUCGUAAUGUCAGGGUGUGAGGAAUUGACCAGGACUCCGAGCGAACCGAAGAAGAUAGUCACUGCAUCGAAGUCUACCUGGACAGAAAGUGGCGUGACGGCCACCCCUACGCCCGGGAUGGGGGAUGAGACCAAAGCUUUACUAGACGAGUUUGGAAAGUGCCUCGAAGAGGACAGGGCUGCCAGGGCUCCUUCCGACUUGUCUCGUCCCAGGACAGCCACUCCGGUGAAAUCAAAAAUCACCGUGGAAACUACGACGAUUCUUCAAACGGUAGAGUCAUCAACGCGCCUAAUCCGAGGGGCCGACCAGACUUCUAUUAAGUCCAUAUGCGGUAAUUCGGAGAAAGGGGACAUACUGUCGAACUUGUCGGAUUCUCCCAUUCCGUUCGCAGAUGAUGACGAUGUCAUGGAAGAACUUGGAUUUUCGUCUCAUUGUGAGUCUAGAUCGGCAUCGCAGAAUGGUAUCAAACGCGACAUUGUGACUGAUGAGCACCUGACGGUCUACACGACAACAAAAAAAGCAGCCGAAACCCCCAAAGAUUCAACCCCCCAGCCUUCCACUUCUAAACAGGACGAGGACGUACGUUCGGCGUUUUCACCCCCGCCGUCGCGGAUUCAGAUGACGUCCCCUUCUGCCAGCCGCAGCCAAAUCCCAGUUGCCAGCCGUAGUCCAACUCCAGAAAAGACGUUCAAAGCCAACGGUGACAUCCACGGCGAACUUCCUCGCAAGAGUCGCCCCAGUGGUGUGACCGUGCUGUCUGCAUCAAAAGGCGACUCCAUUAAUUCCAAGUUUCAACGAGGCCCAUGUCCAAGCCCCGGCCAGAGUUCAACCGUGACCACGGGUCCUGGUGGCACCGUAAGGGGGAAUCAUUCUAGGCCUUUUCUUCACUCAGCCACAACGGAUUCGGCAGCCGGCGACCUUAGCAACCUCGACGACGUCUUUCGGAAAACCAAGUCUAUUAGCGUCCCGAACCUUCUGACGACUGGUAGGGAAAAGUCAUUUGCCAAAAAAGUAGUCUCACAAAGCACACAGACGCCGAACGGACUGGUUACAGUGGACAAGUGUCGCGUGCACGGAGGACGGGUCGCAGGAGCUCAAACUGAGGACAGACUGGAUUCGUUCCUGAGGGACACUCUCCGCAAGUCCACCAAAGAGGUGGAGUUCGUCACCAAGGUGGACAGCAGCCAACCAUCCAAGACGCUGAGGAAGAAAGUGACCACGAAGAUACUUCGCGGGACCAGCGGAAAGAAUGGGGACGUCCGUGAAGUCAUCGAAGAGUUCUACGAUCAGUCUUCGCUUGUGCUGAGGCCCAGUAACGGAAUCAAGAACGUGACGAGGAGCGUCCGUCAGGCCAGUGACGGCCACAAAUACCUGACCACGGUCAUCACUGAAGCCCCCGCCGCCGGCCUCUCCAGGAGGAACCGCAGACGAGGCUUUGGGGAUCCUGACGGACACGUCAUCAUGGUAUGACCACCGGACAUGAAAGGUGUGCUCGUGGAACGAAGUUCUUCAGGGUCUGGAAACAAAAGUCGUGCUCGAUUGUUCACCAUGUUCGGUAUACGCUUUGUUUUGCUUCCGACAGAGUGCUAUUUGGUUAAGGUUUUAGUCUUUCAACCAGAUGUGGAUUGUCACAUAUGCAAAUCUCUGCCUACCCUAGGACUUUUCUUUCUUAUGUCUCGUAAUGCUACUUCGUCGGCGCUGUUGAUCUGGAGACAGUAACAAGUGGAAGCGGUGAAAUAUGCAUUCUGUCGCUACAGUGAAACGCUCGGUCUGAAUAAUUCGGUGCUCGGGGCUAUUCUGCUGUAUAUAAGUGUAAAUUACAAUUAAGUAAUAUAUACAUAUAUCUAACUAUAUUGUCUUUAUCCUGUAUUAGGAGAGUUUACUUAAUCUUUAUACGUGAAGCAAGCAGUGUUGUUCUCUGAAUUUACCCCAGAACCUUAAAGCGACGGGCCCACCCGACGUUUCAGGGGCCGCCCUUCAUAUUCGCAUGCGAUGCUUUUACAGGCUUGAAUCGAAUUGACGUUGAAAUUGCAAAGCGGGAAAUCUUGACGGUAUUUAUAUGACUUAAAUUUCUUCGUCGUCGAUGCUUAAACCCUUA